GAGACUCACCAUGGCCAUGUUGACCGUUCUUCUGCUUCUCAGUGCUGCCUUUGCUCUGGGAGACGCAAAUUAAUUUGUAGAAGAAGACUUGUGUCCCUCCGGUUGGACCAAAUAUGGAUCACGCUGCUUCAUGUUUGUCAAGACUGCAAGGACCUGGCCUGAAGCAGAGCGGCACUGUGUGUCCCUUGGUGAAAAACUGGUGUAUGUGCCCAGCACUGUAGAGUACCUUGGAGCAAACCUGGCAUCUGUACACAGCUCUGAGGAGGAGCAAUUUCUACAGACGUUGGUCAAGACUGGCGGCUUCCCUCCUACCUGGAUUGGAGGAUUUGAUGCUGAUAAGGCAAAGGACAGGCUAUGGUUCUGGAGCGACGGCUCCGACUUUGAUCACCAGAACUGGGCCAAAGGACGGCCCAAUAACGCUGGUGCCAGAGAGGGGUGUAUUCAGAUGAACUUUGGAGGUGAACGCCGCUGGAACAAUGCAAUAUGUGGAAGGCGCUUGCUCUCUGUGUGCUCCCUGAGACUCUUGCCACUCCGUCAAUCUAUAAACUAAAAGCAACAAUGCUAUUCCAUAUGUGUCCGCAUCCUUAACACUUUACGGUAACGUCAAAUUCUUUGAUUUGUUGCAGUUAAAUGAAGUCUUAGUUACUACAUAAUGUUGAGGUGUUUUGUUUGCAGCCAAUAAAACAUGUGUACACAUUA
This is a messenger RNA of Coregonus clupeaformis (lake whitefish), 699 nucleotides long. Its product is annotated as ladderlectin. The transcript is spliced from 5 exons. Lineage: Eukaryota; Metazoa; Chordata; Actinopteri; Salmoniformes; Salmonidae. The coding region runs from base 131 to 550 and encodes 139 amino acids. The record is from RefSeq and is a predicted model, not a curated record. Gene Ontology annotation, molecular function: signaling receptor activity.